UGCCCAGGUGGCCUCUCCCCGGGGUCUAAUCCCCUCGCGCCCCCGCGCGUCCUUCUUUGUUUCUGAGCUUGCUCUGAAAGUGAUGUAACAAGGCCAGGCUCGCGCGCCGCUUUCCCUCUUUCCCAGACUAAGUCCUUCCUCCCUCCAGCACCCGGCGCUCUGCGCGCAGAGCUGGGCGCUGGGCUGCGCCGCUGCUCGGCUCCCACAGCCCUGGAGACCGACGGGCACUGUUGGGAAAGACAGGCUCCCACGUCCCACCUUCUGGCUGCAAAGUCAGUGGGAAGAGCCAGGCUUCCCUUCCAGAAACAAGGGAGAGAGCCGAGGGGACAGCUGCUGUGGAGGUUUCUAAGGAGACUCAGACUGGUUUCUUUCCCUGCUCCCGGGAGACGGCAGGAAACCUCAGAAGGGAAGACCAUUGCUCUCUGGUCAGCAGGCAGCCCCAACCUGGAUGGAGUGAAAGAUGCGGCCUGAUGACAUUAACCCGAGGACUGGGCUGGUCGUGGCCCUGGUCAGUGUCUUCCUGGUCUUUGGCUUCAUGUUCACCGUCUCUGGGAUGAAAGGAGAGACUCUGGGAAACAUCCCCCUGCUGGCCAUAGGGCCCGCCAUCUGCUUACCAGGCAUUGCAGCCAUCGCCCUGGCCAGGAAGACCGAGGGGUGCACCAAGUGGCCCGAGAACGAGCUGCUGUGGGUCCGCAAGUUGCCCUGCUUCCGGAAAGCCAAGGACAGGGAGGUGGUGGAACUGCUGCGGACCCCUUCAGACCUGGAGUCGGGCCAGGGGAGCUCAGAUGAGCUGGCUAAGAAGGCGGGCCUCAGGGGGAAGCCUCCCCUCCAAGGGCAGGGCGAGGUGCCUAUGGCCAGCUCCAUCACCACCCCCACACGCACAGAGGAAGGAGAAUGCCAGAGCCCGGUCCAGAGCGGGCAUCGGGAGGAGACAUCCAGGUACCUGGAUGGCUACUGUCCCUCGGGCAGUUCCCUCACCUACAGUGCCUUGGACGUCAAGUGCUCAGCCUGGGACAAGUCUGAGCGCCCUGAGCCUGAGGACAGCAUCUUCUUCGUGCCCCAGGACAGUAUCAUCGUUUGCUCCUACAAGCAGAACAGCCCCUAUGACAGAUACUGUUGUUACAUCAAUCAGAGCCAAGGCAGGUGGGACCACGAGACGAUAGUCUAAGCUUUGCAUACAAGAGCUGCUGUGUUGAUAGAAAUACGACUACACUCAGCUUCCAAUGGAAGGAAACUGCCCUGCUCCAACAGCCUUCACACUGUUAGAAAUUGAUCUGGUAUGUGAUGGGUGUGCAAACCUCCGGUGCCUGAGAGCCAUGUAAAUAGGCAUGUCAGGGACACAUUUUAGGGAAGGGUGAUGGGGAUUAAGGACACUGGAAGAGGCAGUGGGUAGGAAAGGAAGCAGUUCCAAUUGCUUUUUAACAAUUUAAACCACGUUGGAUGUUUUGUAAAACGACCCGAAAAGUACUGUCAGUCCCUGCUGAAAGCAAGAUAAAUCCAGAGUGGGCUGCAGAUACCAGGCAUGAAAUGAUAUAUGGACUAUUCAUAGGGAAACUGAGCUGUUUUCAGUCUGAAGAAAUUGAAAGAAAAAAACAAUUCAAUGCUUCAUUAUAUGAAAUGAUUUUUGUCUGGUGAAAGCUUUUCACACUGAUUAUUUGCUGAAAGAAAAAAAUAUUAAGACAAUAGCUAUGUCCCUCCUAAGGUGUGGUGGUUACUGGAGAAAGGGGAGUUAAAGACAGCUGAAUUAUGUAAUUGAGUUUUACGAUAUUAAGAUCAGGGAUUUUUAAAUAAAGUAACAUAAGUGUGACCAGUUGUGUGAAUAACUAACAUUUUUAGAUGGCUAUGUUACUUCUUAAACUCUUCAUUUAAAUUGACUUACCGGGUCUUUAUCUGAAGUGCUUUUUGUUUGUUUGUUUGUUUGUUUGUUAGCAUUUACUAUCAUUCAUGUAUAAUUUCUUCAUCAGGUGCAAUACA
Molecule: messenger RNA, 1974 nt
Organism: Camelus dromedarius (Arabian camel)
Lineage: Eukaryota; Metazoa; Chordata; Mammalia; Artiodactyla; Camelidae
Gene: TMEM215
Product: transmembrane protein 215
Exons: 2
Coding region: 461-1168 (235 amino acids)
Source: RefSeq, a predicted model, not a curated record